This is a messenger RNA of Gamsiella multidivaricata, 333 nucleotides long. RefSeq lists its product as uncharacterized. Bases 1 to 333 code for a protein of 110 amino acids. The record is from RefSeq and is a predicted model, not a curated record. The transcript has a single exon. NCBI's taxonomy places the organism in Eukaryota, Fungi, Mortierellomycota, Mortierellomycetes, Mortierellales, Mortierellaceae.
AUGACCGAACGUCGGCCUAUGAUCAGCUUGCGUCAAGCUAAGGGUAAUCGCCCUGUGGAGCUGAAAUCAGCAACCGGGGAAACCCACUUCGAAGGCGGAGUCAGAGGGGGUAUUGUCGGCGGAGACAGUGCCUUUGACACAAGGAACGAAGGAUAUUGGUCUCCGACUUUUCCCUCGGAUGUGGCACUAGGCAAGCCUGAAUUUGUGCCAGCGUCGCAACCCGACGAGGAAGAUGAUGAUGAUUCGCCACAGGAUCAGGGUGGCACGGACGAGGAUUAUGAGGCUCGACUCAUCGUAGCUCAGCUGGAAAUCGAGGAGCUUCGCAGUGCCUGA